Molecule: messenger RNA, 4618 nt
Organism: Musa acuminata AAA Group (dessert banana)
Lineage: Eukaryota; Viridiplantae; Streptophyta; Magnoliopsida; Zingiberales; Musaceae
Exons: 2
Coding region: 2938-4116 (392 amino acids)
Source: RefSeq, a predicted model, not a curated record
AGAGAUUAGCAUAAAAGAAUUAAGAGAUUGUUCUAUCUCUUAUUCUCAGGUCUGUCCCAUCCAUUAAGCCAAAUGAAGACGCUUGCUGUAAAUAAGGCUGUGUAAUUUCAAUUCCUAGCGAAAAAUAAACCAAGCAUGAGACUUAGAUUCAGCAUAAAAUGUCAUAUCAGGUGGAUAACCACAAGAAUAGAUCAAGCUGCAUGCACUUCGUUGUCGAGAAUUGUAAGGACAGUUCAACUCCUAUUCCUUCAGUGGUUGAACCUUUUCUCUGCUCAGAAACGAGGCCAUCCGAGGGAAGAACGAUCUCUUCUUUCGUCUUGAGUCGGUCUUGGAAUCCAUGGUUUUCGAUCUUGACAUUUUGUGCAGCUUGGGAACUGUCACUGGACUCCGAUGAAGAACCUCUUCUGUCUCGCUUGUGAAGGUUUCCUGUUCUCCAAUGCCGUCUAGAUUUGGCAACUCGGAGAAGCUCCUGGUGACAGCGUUCGCUCCUCUCUCUUGUUCUUGCUUACCUCUCCAUGCGCUUACCUUCUCUGCUGCAACUCUUAAUCUUUCCUCGACUGUUCUUCUACCAUCAUCGAGCUCCUCGGCUUCGUCAGCUUUCAUUCUAAGCUUGAAGUACUCCUCGAUUGAUAGAGUUACUCGAUCGCUUGCUUGUUCACUCUCUUCCAUUGCUUUGGCUGUCCAGUAAGCUAAUUUCUCCACUGCUUUAGCUGCCUUGAUCUCGCUAACCGUGGCGUUUAAUCUUUCCUCCAUCUUAGUAGCUUCCGCUUUGUCUUGUUCUGCUAUUUCCUUGGCCUUCCUUAGCUCCUUUCGUGCCAUUUGAGCUUCUAAUUUAGCUUGCUUCGCUUCCUUGGCUGCUUGUUCUAACGUCUUCAGCUCCACCGUCUUUUCCUCUACCUUCUUCUCCAUUAUGUUGAGUUCAGCUGCGAGAGAUGAGGCCGAUGAAGAUGCGAUACCUUCCCUCUGUUUCAUGGUGGCGAGGGAUGUUCUCUCCAUUUCUACCUCGGACUUGAGCGAAGAAACUGCAGCUCUCAGCUCUUUCAACUCUCAGACUACAAAGUGAUGCAGAAGCUUGUUCGAACUUUGACUUGAGAUCAUUUGUCAGCAUGAGCUGCUCGUUCAGCUGUUGCAAUUCGUCUUCAGCUUGCUUCAGCUCCCUUUCCCAGUUUGAUUUGUCCUGCUCCAAGGCCAAGGCUGCACCAUCUUCGAGCAAUUCCUUGGUCACGAUGAGUUCCAAGGUUAAGUCCUCUACAGUCUUCUCAAUCUCCUCGGAUGCAGAGGCAAGAUCUUGAUCUUUCCUUGCUGCAACAUGUUCUCUUUCCAUUGAUUCCAGCUCUAGUUGUUCUGAGUCCACCCCUGCAACAACAGUUGUGUUCCUUUCUCUGUUGAUCUCAUCGAGUUCAUCUUCUUGAUUUGCUUGUGCCUCCCCGGAUUCUGCCUUCUCCAGCCUUACGUUCAGCUCCUCCAUUAAUCUCUUUGCUUGAUCUAACUCCUUCAGCACAUGUUCUUUGGUAACUUCUGCAGCUUCACAUUGUUGUCUGUACUUUGUAAUUUCUUCUCGUAUCUUCUCGAGUUCAAGUUGGAUAUGCUUCUGCCUCUACAUAUAUAUCACAUCAAUGAAAAAUCAAACUAAUAGAAAAUUAUUUGACUUGAAUGAUCAAAGUUUAGUGGAAAACUAUAUAUAGGAAAAUAAAUAUACCUCUAUGGUUAAGAUUGUUUGAGCUUCUCCAUCAACGAUUCCUCCAAACUUACUUAUGGCAUCCUUCACAGACUCAAAGGGUGCAGCAGUGUCGAUAUGCCCUCGAUCUAUGUCAUAUUUUCCUAUACUCUCUGAUAGUUUUGAUAUCUUCGGUGAAGAGUCAUUUAUUUUAAGUGCCUCCAAUGAUGAAAUUAAUAUAAUAAAUCAAUCCAGAAUGUGUAAAAAAGGAUUUGCAAUUAUUAAUGGAAAAUAUAAUAUAAUAAAUUGAAUUUACCUCUUCAGACACAGCCAUUUACUGAAGAUGAUCACUGCAUUCAUAAAGAAAAUAUAAGCCAAAAUGAAUUGAUUCUAUUUAGAACUGCUAAACCAUGCAAAAUUCUCUCAUAAAGGAAAAUGUUUCUGCAGGCUGACACUAACAAGAACAUGCAGGGAAGUGAGAUGAAGGCAAAGACGGAAAACUUACAUGAACUUUGUCCCUCUUCUCUCUUUUAAUCCAAUGUGCAUGGUGAGGAGAGUUCAAAUAGGAGGGAGAAGAGGUGGAAGACCACUUUUCCAAAACUCUCACUGCCUUUGGACCAUCAAUAUUUUGGUCUCUCUGCUGGCUUGUAAGCCUGUCUUUUCCUUUAAUACAAUGAUCUUGAUGAGUUCGAUUGUCCAUGUCCUUUUAAUGGGUUGAUGAUGACUCUGCCACCUCACAGCACUUCAUUGACACCUUGUUUAAUAGUUGUAUGGGUCAAAAUAUUGAGAAGGGAUCAUAAAUGUGAGUAUAUUUGAAUUAGUUUAUUAUCUGUAUUGCUGAUAUAGGACUCAUUUGAAUGGUGGAACAUCUCUCUUUAUCCUACAUAGAAUGAUCUCUAUGGUCAAUGGCUUAAAAUAAAUAGGUACUCCAAAUGGUGCAAUGCAAUUUCUCUGUAUUAUUUUCACAUUUUAGGAUGAGUAAAGUAUUCCUUAUAAUUACAAUAAGAAAAGAUAAGCUUUUUCUUUUAAUCGCUUAACUAUGUUACAAAUCGAUGCAUAUGUGAAAUGAAUUGAACACUGUAAAUGCUGGGAAGGUAGUGCACACUGCAGUGAAGCAACUCUUUCGAGGUCCCCAAGUCCCUCCCCACUCGGUCUCUACUGUUCUCUUCCUCCCUCUCCCAAUAAGUUGGCCUCCGUAGCUCCCACCCCGAAGAGGAGUUGUAGCCUUCUGCCAUCUCCGAACCAUAAGCCCCCCCCAUUAUCUGCGCACUUCUGCUUACAUGGUGGACGUCGACCGCCACAUGGCGGCCCUGACACCCGCCCACGCCGCCGGCCUCCGCCGCCUCUCCUCCCGCGCUGCCGCUGCUCCCUCCUCCUCCUCCCGUCGCCGCGGCCUCCACUCCCACCGCCCCCUCGCCGAGGAUGUCCUCUCCCACCUCCGCGCGUCUUCCGUCCCCCUCGGCCCGGGACUCUCCGAGCCCGAGCUCGCCCGUCUUGAGGCCGAGCUCUUCCUCUCCUUCCCCCCGGACCUCCGCGCCCUCCUCGCCCUCGCCCUCCCCUCCGCUCCCGGCUUCCCGGACUGGCGCGCCCCCCGCCCCGGUCGCCUCCUACGCCUCCCCCUCGCCGCCGCCGCCCUUCAGGUCGCCCAUGGCGCUCUCUGGCCCCGCUCCUGGGGGCCUUGCCCCGCUGAGCCCGUGCGUGCCCUCCGCUGCGCCCGCGCCGCCCUGCGCCGUGCUCCCUUGCUUCUUCCGCUCUUCCGUCGCUGCUACCUCCCCUGUUACCCCUGCCUUGCUGGGAACCCCAUCUUCUACGUGGACGACACCCGCGUCUUCUCCUGCGCCCUCGACCUGGCCGACUUCUUCCAGCGCCAUUUCGCGGCCCUUCAGCCCCCGGCGCCCUCCUUUCCCCGGAGCCUCGACGCCACCGCCGGAUUCAGCCCCCGCCGAAUAGACUUCUGGAGCGAAGCCGCCUUCGACAGCCACUGCCGAAACUCCUAUUCAUCGUCGUCGUCGUCGUCCUUGUGCACCUCCUCUUCAUCCGCUCCCGAGACGCCUUCCUCGUCCUCGUCAUCACCGCCACUGGACCGGGAGCGGUUCGUGGAGAUCCCGACGCCAAGACUGACCUGGUUCACGAGCUACCUGGACCGGCUCGGCUCGGUCCUGAGGCAAGGCGGGUGGGGGGAAUCGGACAUCAGUGAGAUGGUCUACAUGUCGUCUACGGGGGCCUUCAACGGCUACCAGGACGCCGCGGUCGACGCGGAGGCGGUUCUCGACGCGCUGCUCGUGAAGGUGGACGUCUGCUCCGACUCGCUACUUAGAGCUGGCUGGGGCUCCGACGAGUUCCCCGACACGCUGGACCUCGACCUCGGGCCGCGAAGAGGGACGGAACGCCACCCACCGGUGAAGGUACCGCCGGCGAUUGCUCUUAAAAUCGAGAAGCUCGCCGAGGCGGUGCGCUGAGCCGUAUAACGAGUUGAGACCGGAGCACAUUGCAUGGUAAAGUGUGUGACUGAUGAGUCAGCACGACUUGGUCCAUGGGUUGAUGUAGGGAGCUUUCUACCGGCUGAGCUGGUUGUCAGAGACGAUUAGAUCCUCGAGUCGGGGGUGGGUUGAUCGAUGACUCGCCACGGGGGCACUGGUCCGCGACUCCUGAGGUUGGGCUACCUUCCUGUAAAAAUGUUUUUCGUAGGGUGAUUCUCGAUUUUGGCCCAUCCGAUGAGCAAGUCAGUAAGUAGUCUUUCUUUUUCUCCUUUUUUCUUUUGGAGGUCGGGUAGAGAUUCGUGAAAAGAUCGAUCGUAUGUGGAUUGACGUGGUGGACACAGCACGACAUCAAUAUGGAUUCUGGCUUGAUGUGCGGGGCGUUGCCAUCCCGGGAUUGUCGGGACCAGACAUGUCGAUUAAUGUCUUGAGAGUACGAGUUCUGACACGUGACGUUUGACAAUUGUGACGUAUCCUGGAGGCA